AUGAUCGCAGAAGUACUUCUGGUUCUUGCAGGCCAUGAAUCCUCCCUCUUUCCUGAUGACCAUCGGCUCCAUCCCUCUUUCCGAUCCCUUCUACAUCCAGGAGAAGAGCAAUGUCUCGAAGCACUCGGUCAGAUCGCGUCGCGUUAUAGACAGAUCAAGGCCUCCUGUGCUAUCUUGUCUCGCUCCUCAUCCCGCUACAUAUGCGCGCUCUGUGCUACUCUAAGUCAGAUCCUCAAAGACGAAUACGAGUCUCUCGUGGUGGAAACUGAAGCCAAAGUCCUGAAACGCGAUCCCUCCCUCGUCGGACAAGGCUCGUUUGUUCCGCUCUCCGCCAUACGCGCCACCUUUGCCCAGUGGGAUGCCCCUCUCAUCGCUCUCCAAUCUCUGAUGCGCCACCUCGAGUCCCAGGAUCAGUGGCGCCCAGGACCGCUGAUUGACAUGCUGCUAGAACGCUCCAAGACUGGCGUUUAUCGUAUACAUGAUGUUAUCAGCCGUCUAGCUAUCGCUGUCCAACGCAUCUGGCGGUCCCAGCUUGCCUCGCUCCUCAUUCACGGCGCAUUGUCAUCUACAGAUCCAUUGGCAUCCAAGGACUACAUCCUUGUAGAUGGUUCAUUGCCUACUUGUAUCUCGGAAGAAUCAAAGGAAUCAAUCAUCUAUGUUGGUAGAGCUAUAGCCACAGUCAAGGUUAACAAAUGGCAAAAACAACUACCACGGGAUCUUGCUCUGCAGCAUGCUUCUCUGCUAGAGUCUGUAUGGCCCGAGGACCAAUACAAGUUUGAUAGUGUCCUCUCACAAAUCAGGACGAAUGUAAGUGAGUGGUUAUGGCAGCAUGUCCUCACACAGAAAGACGUCGAAGAUGCUGUCGAAUCCCUUGCAAACUACUUUUUGCUUCGCAACGGAGAAUUCAGCUUGGCCCUCAUCCGUGAGAUAGAACGCCUUAAAAUAUCACGGCUGGCUGCUCGCACAGCAGGUAGUUCAUUGAUCAGAGAGCAAGACCUCAACCUUGCCGUUCUUCGCGCAUCACUAGGAACAACCGCUCAGCACGACUCAGCUCUACUACUUCUUCACUUCCAGCUCCCCUCAGGGCCAUUAAGGCCUCUCCUUCCUUCGCUGAGCAGUGAUCCCCAGGCACUGUCUUCAUCUACUACCAACAAUCAGGCAGAGAUGGUGACCUUUGAUGAUCUUGUACUUGGAACUCCUUUGAUCUUGUCCUAUGCCAUAUCUUGGCCUUUGGAUCUGUUCCUCUAUGCUGUGGACCUCCAAAUAUACUCGGCCCUUUUCAAUUACCUUUCUUCUCUGAGGAGGACUCAUAUUCGCAUUCACGGGUGCUGGACAUCGCUCUCGAACGCCCAGAGAGCACGAAGACGAUGGACGGGACUUGGCGAAGGAGGCACCGCAGAGGAUUUAAACAGGAGGAAGGAACUUCUUCGUUGCGGAUGGAGCGUGGUUCGAGAUAUGGGAUGGUUCUUGGACACACUACUGGGAUACGUGAUGAUCGAUGUUGUAGAUGUGGAACAUCGCCGCCUGAAAGACCUCCUUCGCAAACCUUACGCAGGCAGUGAAUCCAUCCGAAAUCGUCAACGAUCUGGGUCUUCACAUCCGUAUUCUGAUGAGAAGGCGACGACAUCACCGUCUUACCUUGAUUUCACAACACUUCGAAACAUCCACACCACCUACCUGGAGCGGCUUGUUACUGGCUGCCUAUUGUCCAACCCUGCACUGACUGCGAUCAUAAGACCAAUCUUUCAGGUCUGCGAUCGGUUUGUUGCGCAAGUGGAGCGCUGGGGAGGUGAUAUUCUCCCAGCAUUGCUGUUCGAAGGAAGCUUAGGAUCUGGGGAUGACGUUGGAACAAUGGUACGGGAACGUUUCGAAACAGUGACUGAGAUCAACAAGGUCUUUCACACUCUUCUCAACUCUUUCUACGAGCAGCUUUCAAUCUCAACAUCAAACCAACCAUUUAAUGCCACUGCCGAUGCUUCAAAAUCGAUUCUAGCCAACAGCACAUUGGCCAGCGUGUCGACUUUCCAGCGAACUUACGUACGGACAAAGGGUGCUAAGGGACUCGAAGGGGAUGGGGAAGUGCGGAGGCAUGUUGAGAGGCUGUUGCUGCGUUUGGAUUUCAACGGCGCAUUUUCCAAAGGUGGCGGUAGCCGUUUUAAGGGUGGCAACGGUGUACUGCCUGGCGAGUUUUGAGUUCUGGCG
Coniophora puteana RWD-64-598 SS2 is the source of this 2202-nucleotide messenger RNA. RefSeq names its product gamma-tubulin ring complex protein. Lineage: Eukaryota; Fungi; Basidiomycota; Agaricomycetes; Boletales; Coniophoraceae. The record is from RefSeq and is a predicted model, not a curated record. Gene Ontology annotation, cellular component: equatorial microtubule organizing center; centrosome; spindle pole. The transcript is spliced from 3 exons. Bases 1 to 2193 code for a protein of 730 amino acids. Gene Ontology annotation, molecular function: microtubule minus-end binding; gamma-tubulin binding. Gene Ontology annotation, biological process: cytoplasmic microtubule organization; meiotic cell cycle; microtubule nucleation.